Molecule: messenger RNA, 1186 nt
Organism: Talpa occidentalis (Iberian mole)
Lineage: Eukaryota; Metazoa; Chordata; Mammalia; Eulipotyphla; Talpidae
Gene: AVPR2
Product: arginine vasopressin receptor 2
Exons: 3
Coding region: 7-1119 (370 amino acids)
Biological process (GO): positive regulation of vasoconstriction; regulation of systemic arterial blood pressure by vasopressin; G protein-coupled receptor signaling pathway
Cellular component (GO): membrane
Molecular function (GO): vasopressin receptor activity; peptide binding
Source: RefSeq, a predicted model, not a curated record
CCUGCCAUGCUCACGGCAUCGCCCACCUCUGUUGUGCCCGGGCCCCUCUCUCGGCGCAGCCCACCAGGCAACAGGAGCGAGGAGCCGCCGGACACCCGAGACCCGCUGCUGGCCCAGGCGGAGCUGGCCCUGCUCUCCACGGUCUUUGUGGCCGUAGCCCUGAGCAACGGCCUGGUGCUGGGGGCUCUGGCGAGGCGGGGCCGGCGGGGCCGCUGGGCACCCAUGCACGUCUUCAUCUGCCACUUGUGUCUGGCGGAUCUGGCUGUGGCUCUGUUCCAAGUGCUGCCCCAGCUGGCCUGGGAUGCCACCGACCGCUUCCGUGGGCCCGACGCCCUGUGCAGGGCUGUCAAGUACCUGCAGAUGGUGGGCAUGUACGCGUCCUCCUACAUGAUCCUGGCCAUGACACUGGACCGCCACCGUGCCAUCUGCCGGCCCAUGCUGGCACACCGCCACGGAGGUGGUGCUCGCUGGAACCGGCCGGUGUUGGUGGCCUGGGCCUUCUCGCUGCUCCUCAGCCUGCCCCAGCUCUUCAUCUUCGCGCAGCGCGAUGUGGGGGAUGGCAGCGGUGUCCUCGACUGCUGGGCCCGCUUUGCUGAGCCCUGGGGCCUCCGUGCCUACGUCACCUGGAUCGCCCUGAUGGUAUUCGUGGCACCUGCCCUGGGCAUUGCUGCCUGCCAGGUGCUCAUCUUCCGGGAGAUUCAUGCCAGCCUGGUGCCAGGACCGGCAGAGGGGCCCGGGGAGCGCCGAGGAGCAGGCCGGAUUGGCAGUGCCAGCGAGGGGGCCCGGGUGUCAGCAGCCAUGGCCAAGACCGUGAGGAUGACGCUGGUGAUCGUGAUCGUGUAUGUGCUGUGUUGGGCGCCCUUCUUCCUCGUGCAGCUGUGGGCUGCGUGGGACCCAGAGGCACCUCUGGAGGGGCCCCCCUUCGUUCUGCUCAUGCUGCUGGCAAGCCUCAACAGCUGUACCAACCCCUGGAUCUAUGCCUUCUUCAGCAGCAGUGUCUCCUCAGAGCUGCGCGGCCUGCUCUGCUGCACCCGGAGGCACCCCCCACCCAGUCCAGGCCCCCAAGAUGCGUCCUGCGCCACUGCCAGCUCCUUCCUGGCCAAAGACACAUCCACCUGAGAAGCCAGGAGCCGGCCCUGGAUGGAGACGCAACCCCAGGGUCGCUCCCUGGUGCAGGGCGUGGGGA